AUGCUAGGCCUGGCUGUCCUGGGCCUCAGCCUGGCUGCUCUCCUGGACCUUGGGAUGGGGGCCUCCUUGUGCUUAUCACAGCAAUUUAAGGCACAAGGGGACUACAUACUGGGUGGGCUAUUUCCAUUGGGCUCAACUGAGGAGUCCACUCUCUACCAGAGAACACAACCCAACGGCAUCCUGUGUACCAGGUUCUCGCCACUUGGUUUAUACCUGGCCAUGGCUAUGAAGAUGGCUGUAGAGGAGAUUAACAAUGGAUCUGCCUUGCUCCCUGGGCUGCGACUGGGCUAUGACCUGUUUGACACUUGCUCAGAGCCAGUGGUCACUAUGAAGCCCAGCCUCAUGUUCCUAGCCAAGGUGGGCAGUCAAAGCAUUGCUGCCUACUGCAACUAUACCCAGUACCAGCCUCGUGUGCUGGCUGUCAUCGGGCCCCACUCAUCAGAGCUUGCUCUUAUUACAGGCAAGUUCUUCAGCUUCUUCCUCAUGCCACAGGUCAGCUAUAGUGCCAGCAUGGAGCGGCUAAGUGACCGGGAAACAUUUCCAUCCUUCUUUCGCACGGUGCCCAAUGACCGGGUGCAGCUGGAGGCUGUUGUGACUCUGUUGCAGAAUUUCAGGUGGAACUGGGUGGCUGCCCUAGGCAGUGAUGAUGACUAUGGCCGGGAAGGUCUGAGCAUCCUUUCUGGCUUGGCCAACACACGAGGUAUUUGUAUUGCACAUGAGGCCCUGGUGCCACUAUAUGGCAGUACUGACCAGCAACUGGGCAAGGUGUUGGAUAUGCUACAACAGGCAAACCAAAGCAAAGUCCAUGUGGUGGUACUGUUUGCCUCCGCCCGAGCGGUCUACUCCCUUUUCAGCUACAGCAUCCGACAUAGCCUCUCACCCAAGGUAUGGGUGGCCAGUGAGUCCUGGUUGACCUCUGACUUGGUCAUGACACUGCCCAAUGUUGCCCGGGUAGGCACUGUGCUUGGGUUUCUGCAGCGGGGCGCCCUGCUGCCUGAAUUUUCCCAUUAUGUGGAGACCCGCCUUGCCUUGGCUGCUGACCCAACGUUCUGUGCCUCACUGAAUGCUGAGUUGGACUUGGAGGAGCACGUGAUGGGGCAACGCUGCCCACAGUGUGACUCCAUCAUGCUGCAGAACCUGUCCUCGGGGCUGCUGCAGAACCUGUCCUCGGGGCAGCUGCACCACCAGAUUUUUGCAACGUAUGCAGCUGUGUAUAGUGUAGCCCAGGCCCUCCACACCACCUUACGCUGCAACGUCUCAGCUUGCCCCACAUCACAGCCUGUUCAGCCCUGGCAGCUCCUGGAGAACAUGUACAACAUGAGUUUCCGUGCUCGAGACUUGACCCUGCAGUUUGAUGGUAAAGGCAAUGUAGAGAUGGAGUAUGAUCUGAAGAUGUGGGUGUGGCAAGGCCCUACACCUGCAUUACAUACGGUAGGCACCUUCAAUGGCACCCUUCAGCUACAGUACUCCAAGAUGCACUGGCCAGACAACCAGAUGCCAGUCUCCCAGUGUUCCCGGCAGUGCAAAGAUGGCCAGGUGCGCAGAGUAAAGGGCUUUCAUUCCUGCUGCUAUGACUGUGUGGACUGCCAGGCAGGCAGCUACCGGAAGCAUCGAGAUGACUUCUCCUGUACUCCAUGUAACCAGUAUCAGUGGUCUCCAGAGAAAAGCACAAGCUGCUUACCUCGAAGGUCAAGGUUCCUGGCCUGGGGGGAGCCUGUCGUGCUGUCACUACUCCUGCUGCUCUGCCUGGUGCUAGGCCUAGCAAUGGCUGCUCUAGGGCUCUUUGUCCACCACUGGGACAGCCCUCUUGUUCAGGCCUCGGGUGGGUCACUGUUCUGCUUUGGCCUGGUCUGCCUAGGCCUUUUCUGCCUCAGUGUCCUUCUGUUCCCAGGAUGGCCACAUCCUGCCAGCUGCUUUGCCCAACAGCCACUGGCUCACCUCCCUCUCACAGGCUGCUUGAGCACACUCUUCCUGAAAGCAGCUGAAACCUUUGUGGAGUCUGAGCUGCCACUGAGUUGGGCAAAUUGGCUAUGCAACUACCUUCGGGGACCCUGGGCUUGGCUGGUUGUAUUGCUGGCCAUUCUUGUGGAGGCAGCACUAUGUGCCUGGUACUUGAUAGCUUUUCCACCAAAGGUGGUGAGAGACUGGAAGAUACUGCCCACAGAGGUACUAGAGCACUGCCGUAUGCAUUCCUGGGUCAGCCUGGGCUUGGUGCACCUCAUCAAUGCAAUACUGGCCUUCCUCUGUUUCCUGGGCACUUUCCUGGUACAGAGCCAGCCUGGUCGCUACAACCAAGCACGUGGUCUCACCUUUGCUAUGCUGGCUUAUUUCAUCACUUGGGUCUCUUUUGUUCCCCUCCUGGCCAAUGUGCAUGUGGCCUACCAGCCCGCUGUGCAGAUGGGUGCCAUUCUGUUGUGUGCCAUGGGCAUCCUGGUCACCUUCCACCUGCCCAAGUGCUAUGUGCUUCUGUGGCUGCCAAAGCUCAACACCCAGGAGUUCUUCCUGGGAGAAAGCCCCAAGGAAGCAGCAGAUGGGAGCAACAGUGGCAGGGGAGCAACUCAGGAACACAAUGAAUGA
This is a messenger RNA of Psammomys obesus (fat sand rat), 2577 nucleotides long. It is a transcript of the gene Tas1r3, whose product is annotated as taste 1 receptor member 3. The transcript is spliced from 6 exons. The record is from RefSeq and is a predicted model, not a curated record. The coding region runs from base 1 to 2577 and encodes 858 amino acids. NCBI's taxonomy places the organism in Eukaryota, Metazoa, Chordata, Mammalia, Rodentia, Muridae. Gene Ontology annotation, cellular component: membrane. Gene Ontology annotation, molecular function: G protein-coupled receptor activity; sweet taste receptor activity. Gene Ontology annotation, biological process: G protein-coupled receptor signaling pathway; sensory perception of umami taste; sensory perception of sweet taste.